Rana temporaria (common frog) is the source of this 933-nucleotide messenger RNA. RefSeq names its product olfactory receptor 5V1-like. The coding region runs from base 1 to 933 and encodes 310 amino acids. The transcript has a single exon. NCBI's taxonomy places the organism in Eukaryota, Metazoa, Chordata, Amphibia, Anura, Ranidae. The record is from RefSeq and is a predicted model, not a curated record. Gene Ontology annotation, molecular function: G protein-coupled receptor activity; olfactory receptor activity. Gene Ontology annotation, biological process: G protein-coupled receptor signaling pathway. Gene Ontology annotation, cellular component: membrane.
AUGACUGCAAAUAACACUAUGGUAACAGAAUUCAUCCUUCUUGGAUUUUCCAUGUUAAAGGAAGUUCAACCUUUGCUCUUUCCACUUUUCUUGCUCAUGUAUGUCGUAACAGUGGCUGGAAAUGUAUGUAUUAUCCUAACAUAUAAUUUAAUUGCCAAUCUGCACACCCCGAUGUACUUUUUCCUGGCCAAUUUCUCAUUUUUGGAAAUAUUUUAUGUGACAUCUACUACCCCCAAUAUGUUGUCCAACUUCUUGUCAGACCAUAAAGCCAUUUCUUUUUAUGGUUGUGUCAUCCAAGUGUAUUGUUUCCUACUUCUGGCAGGAACUGAGUGCUAUAUGCUGGCUGUCAUGGCAUUCGAUCGAUACAAUGCCAUUUGUCGACCCCUGUUAUAUACAGUUAUUAUGAAUAAAGGAGCUUGUGUUAAGCACGUCAUUGGGUCAUGGUCCAUUGGGGCAAUCAAUGCAGUAUUACACACAGUUCUUACAUUUUCUUUACCUUUUUGCAGAUCAAAUCAGAUUAACCAUUUUUUCUGUGAAAUCCCAUCAUUGCUUAAACUGUCAUGUCAGGACACCUGGAUCAAUGAGUUGACAACAUUUACCGCUGCUGGUUGUAUCAUGAUUGGCUCAUUUAUAUUGAUAAUGCUCUCCUACAUACAAAUCAUCUCAAUAAUUCUACAAGGUAAUUUAGGUUCCGGGAGGAAGAAAGCAUUUUCAACCUGCACCUCUCACUUGAUAGUGAUUGCAAUAUUUUACGGCCCUGGAAUAAUUGUGUAUUUUAGACCCAAGUCUAAUUAUGACUCAUCACAAGAUGCCAUUGUCGCGCUGAUGUAUACCGUGAUUGCACCAUUAUUAAACCCAUUUAUCUACACCCUUAGAAACAAAAAAGUUAAAUUAGGAAUCAAAAAGAUAUUUUGUCAAAAAACAAGACACUGA